This is a messenger RNA of Equus quagga, 4007 nucleotides long. RefSeq names its product scaffold protein involved in DNA repair (gene SPIDR). Gene Ontology annotation, cellular component: nucleoplasm; nuclear chromosome. The transcript has 20 exons. NCBI's taxonomy places the organism in Eukaryota, Metazoa, Chordata, Mammalia, Perissodactyla, Equidae. Bases 74 to 2776 code for a protein of 900 amino acids. Gene Ontology annotation, biological process: regulation of establishment of protein localization to chromosome; double-strand break repair via homologous recombination. The record is from RefSeq and is a predicted model, not a curated record.
CUGGUUCGGGGGCGCGCAGCCUUUCGGCCCCUCGAGGAGGCGGCGCGCCCGAGAGGAGGCGGUGCGCGUGGACAUGGCCGGCGGCGGUCGCUCUCGCGGCCCGAAGAGAAAAAGAAAUUGGAAUAUAGAAUACUCAUCCUUUCCGGGAGAGAGUCCAUUGAAGUUCAGAAGAGCAGGUCUCAGGACAGUGGGGGCAGCUGCUUCCCUCUCUGAAGCAUGGCUGAGGUGUGGAGAAGGAUUUCAGGACGCUUCUGGGACUCUGUCAUCAACAGCUGAGAAGAAGACUAUUACAGAAAAGUACCUUGAAUUAUCACCUAGGCCCAAAAAAGAAACUGUUACAUCUCAGAGUACCAGUGGACUUAGAGAUUUAACACAGAGUUUCAGUGGAAGUGAUCUGUCAGAUGAAGAUGAACUGCAGUUCAUCGACUGGGAGAUUGACAGUGACAGGGAAGAUAUUAGUGAAUGUAACGAAUUUGAAGAUGAUGAGAGUGCUGUGGAAAUAUCGGACUGUGCUUCUUGUGCAAGCAGUCAUUCUUUGACAAGUGAAGAGAGGCUAUCUGAGCUUCCUAAGGCAAGUUCUACAGAUAUUUUGGAGUAUUCGUCAGAUAGUGAAAAAGAAGAUGACUUAGAGAAUGUCUUGGUCAUUGAUUCAGAAUCCUCUCGUGAAUACCACAUGGAUUUUGGAUCAGAUGGAAGACAGGUUAUGGAGAGACUGAAAAACCCAAGGGUGAAAUCUACAGAGACCAUUUUGUAUACACCCCAGAAACAGGCAAAGUUCCCUAGGACUCCAGAAAAGUCAGCAAAGAAGAAAAAGCUUUUAAGAGGCGGGCUAGCAGAAAGACUGAAUGGACUGCAGAAUCGAGAGAGAUCUGCCAUUUCUUUGUGGAGACAUCAGUGUGUUUCUUACCAAAAGACACUUUCAGGUAGAAAAUCUGAUAUAUUAAUUGUGAAAAUUCUAGAGCUACAUGAGGAAUGCUCCAUCCAAAUUGCCAUAUGUGAGCAGUUAGUGGAGCUGCAGGCUGACAGCCCUUCUCAAGGUGAGGCCCCUGGGACUAGCCUGAAGGUUCUCUUCACCAAGGAGACUGCACACUACCUCAGGGGACAUCCCCAAGACAUCGUCCAUAUCUACCCUCCCUGGCAAAAGCUUAUUAUACCAAAUGGAAGUUUCCCUGUUAUUCUGAAUACUUAUUUUUGUCAGAAAGUUGUUGCCAAAGAAGAUUCAAAAACAACACAUGAAAUGCACUGUUGGGACGUACCCCUUCCAAGAAGAAACAUCACUUUAGCCCAGAUGUUUAGAUUUAAGAGUCCAACAAAUAAUUCACCUGAAAACCAGGUUAUGUGUAGUGGUCUCACCGCCAUGGGGACACACUGGACCCACGGGCACAAAGAAGCAAAACAGCACUACCCAGCUCAGGCUCCCCUGAGGGAUUCUCUCCUGGAUGCAGUAGAAAACCAAGGAGCCACCACAUUGUCAGGAGGCGGAGUCCGAGUGGUGGUGCAGAGAGUGUACUCUCUUCCCUGCAGGUGUCAGCAGGGAGGUGGCUCAGCUGCUUCCCCAGGCUCAGACCCACCUAAAGUUCGAGUCUGCCUUCUCGUACAGGAUGCCUAUGGAAUGUUUGGUGAAGUAUACUCAGAGGGCACCAUCUUGAAGAAUAGACAAUUGGAAGGGAAGUCCUGCAGACUGGCAGGAAUGAAGGUUCUACAAAAGGCCACCAGAGGAAGGACAGCAGGACUUUUCAGUUUGAUUGACAUCAUGUGGCCUCCAGUGAUAUCUCUGAAAGCAGCUGGCUACACCCAGGCCUGUGAAGAGCAGGUAAAAGCUCAUCUCCCUCCUCCUAGCUUCUGUUACGUCCUCACUGCUCAUCCAAAUCUGGGACAAAUUGAUAUAAUUGAAGAAGACCCCAUUUCUAAGCUUUACCGGCCUCCAAUUCCUCACUGCUUAAGAGAAAUUCUCCAGACUGAUGAUCUCAGUACCUGUUGCAGUUUCUAUGCCAGAGUGAUUUAUCAAAGACCACAGCAAAGGGAGAUUUGUCUGGUGGUGACUGAUGUCACCCUGCAAAUGCAAGAUGAGAAUAACUCUGGCCUCCCCAAAACCGUCCCAGUCUGUGUGGCCUCCUCAUGUGUACUGGACCCAGAAGUCCUGGAAGCGCUCAGUGAGGCUGCCCCCCACACCUUCCUCUUCAAGGAUGCUCUCCGAGACCAGGGUCAGAUUGUUUGUGUUGAACGAACUGUCCUCAUGCUUCAAAAGCCACUUUUGGGUGUGGCCUCUGAUGCUUGCUCCUGUGAGCUGACUGGCCCUGUGAAGCUCGAUGAACUGGAUUCUGUUACUCAGGUCAACUCCAUUUGCAGCGUUCAAGGCGCUGUGGUUGGUGUGGACGAGAGCACUGCCUUCUCGUGGCCUACGUGUGACCUGUGUGGCAACGAGAGAUUAAAACAGAGCCCAGAAGACAGAGGCGCCUUUUCCUGUGGGGACUGCUCCCGUGUGGUCACCUCUCCUCUUCUCAGAAGACACCUGCAGGUCUUCCUGGACUGCCCCUCGCGACCCCAGUGCACAGUGAGGGUCAAGCUGCUGCAGAGCAGUAUUGCUUCACUCCUGAGGUUUGCCGCCUGCGAUGAUGGGACUUAUGAAGUGAAGAGUGUCCUCGGAAAGGAGGUGGGGUUGUUAAACUGUUUCGUCCAGUCCAUAACCACCCAUCCGACCAGCUGCAUUGGAUUGGAGGAGAUUGAGCUCCUGAGUGCAGGAAGAGCCUCUUCAGAACACCGUCAGUUGCCAUAGGAUCUGUGAACUUUGCAAUGUGGCUGCAGGGGGGGUGGUGGUGGUUUUUGGUAGUUAUUUGUUAACUAUGGGCAGAGUGAACAUAUUUUAUGAUCUUGAAAUGGAACUUAGAUUUUUCUAGGGCAAAUGUUAAGUAAAAUGGUUUUGUGAACUAUAAAUCAAAAUACUUUUCUCUAUGGUUAUAUAUUUUUUAUUAUCUUUCUGCAAAUUUAGGAACAUGUUAUUAAAGCUUAAAUAAGCUUGAGGUCUUUACUUUGUAUUAUAGCAGAAAAAAGUAUUUUGUUCAAUUGUAAUUUUUCAGUGUUUAAAAUUUUACCAUGAUUCAACACGUUUUUCUUGUAUUUAACAUUCCUCCAAGGAAUACCCUGCAAAGCUUAAACCUUUGUCCUACAUUGUGAUAUUUCUCUACAAUAAAUGUCCAAACUAAGCAUUUUGCAGUUCAAUAUUUUUGGGAAAAUGUUCUGGGAAACUAUGUCAGAGGUAAAACUGUUACCCAUAAAGUGUAGGUAAAUUAAUGGGUGUGAUUAUAGCAACACUGCACAGAUAAUAGCAAAGCUGCACAGGCAGCUCACCCUAGAUAGGCCUGUUUAACCAUGCUGCCUCCUGUGCACUGUGCACAGAGCACCCAGAUUACAGACUCAAGAGGGGUGGGUGGUUAUCAUUUGCUUUGUUGGCAGAGAUUUAAAUUACACCUAAAACCAUGAAUUAACUAUCUUUGGACACUAAAGAUUUUGUUUCUUAUAACAAUAUAAUCACCACAGGCCAUAGUUAAUUCAUUACAUAAGACAGACGUAGAAGGGGGGAAAGUAAACGGCUUUAUCCAGAUUAAGCUUUGAAACAUUACGAUUACCAGCAAGACAGCCGGGUGUAAGUAGCUUUGUGACUGUCCUUUUCAUCUACAAAUGCACUUUGAAAAUUCUGAAGCUGGCCCUGAGACCGAGGAAAGCAAAGUCCCAUGAACGCCAAAGAGGAUUCCAACGUGCUUUUGGGAUAACCUGACCCCUCCUCUACCCCCUCACCUAAGGUUAGGGAGCUCUUCGCUGGUCUCAACAGGGCCCCCAAAUCAGCUGCAGGGCCAGUUGACCAGCCAGCCCCCUUCCUGAGUCUGGCUAUUUUUCGGGGACCAGCUUCCACGGAAAAGCUGCUAGUUUAACAUGAGCUUAGUCGUGCUUCCCCGAUCUUAGCCAAGUUAAAUAAAACAUUUAGAAGAAGACUUUGGCACGUUCCAAAG